AUGGAAUUCUUUACUAAUGGAAUUUUCUUAAACAUUUACAGGUUUUCAGAAAUGAGAGUGCUGACUAUAAAUGACUCUUUAGUGACUGAUUUUAUUCUUGCUGGAUUAACUGAUAGUCCAGAGCUACAACAACCUCUCUUUUACUUGUUUUUAAUAAUCUACUUUAUGACUGUGGUGGGAAAUCUUGGUUUGAUCAUUCUUAUUAGGUUAAAUUCUCACCUUCACACUCCCAUGUACUAUUUCCUCUUCAAUCUGUCCUUUAUUGAUUUCUGUUACUCGUCAGUUUUCACUCCAAAAAUGCUGAUGAACUUUGUAUCAAAGAAGAAUAUAAUUUCUUAUGUUGGGUGCAUGACUCAACUCUUUUUUUUCCUCUUUUUUGUUAUCUCUGAGUGCUAUAUGUUGACUUCAAUGGCUUAUGAUCGUUAUGUGGCUAUUUGCAAUCCAUUGCUGUAUAAAGUCACCAUGUCCCAUCAGGUCUGUUGUUCACUGACACUUGCUGCAUAUGGGAUGGGAUUUGCUGGAGCUACUGCCCACACAGGCUGCAUGCUUAGAUUAACCUUCUGCGAUGCUAAUGUCAUCAACCAUUACUUUUGUGACAUCCUCCCUCUCCUCCAGUUGUCUUGUACCAGCACCUAUGUCAAUGAGGUAGUAGUUCUUAUUGUGGUGGGUAUCAAUAUCACAGUACCUAGUUUUACCAUCCUAAUUUCUUACAUCUUCAUCCUCAUUAAUAUUUUUAAUAUCAAGUCUACUCAAGGAAGAUCAAAGGCCUUCAGUACCUGCAGUUCUCAUAUUAUUGCCAUUUCUCUUUUUUUUGGGUCAGCAGCAUUUAUGUACCUCACAUAUUCUUCUCCAGAAUCUAUGAACCAGGGCAAAGUUUCAUCCAUUUUCUAUACUAAUGUUGGGCCUAUGCUUAACCCUCUGAUCUAUAGCUUAAGAAAUAAAGAUGUCAAGGUAGCCCUGAAAAAAGCUUUGUUUAAAAUUCAAAGAAAAGUUAUAUUCUAA
Messenger RNA from Elephantulus edwardii (Cape elephant shrew), 1002 nucleotides. RefSeq names its product olfactory receptor 8B3-like. The record is from RefSeq and is a predicted model, not a curated record. Gene Ontology annotation, molecular function: G protein-coupled receptor activity; odorant binding; olfactory receptor activity. Gene Ontology annotation, biological process: G protein-coupled receptor signaling pathway; sensory perception of smell. Lineage: Eukaryota; Metazoa; Chordata; Mammalia; Macroscelidea; Macroscelididae. The transcript has a single exon. Gene Ontology annotation, cellular component: membrane. The coding region runs from base 1 to 1002 and encodes 333 amino acids.